Chironomus riparius is the source of this 2130-nucleotide messenger RNA. The record is from the annotation of a GenBank genome assembly. NCBI's taxonomy places the organism in Eukaryota, Metazoa, Arthropoda, Insecta, Diptera, Chironomidae.
AUGGGAAAUUGUUUCAAAUUUUGCAGAAAAUCGUACGAAAAAGAGUCAAUUCCAAUUCUAAUAUUGGGCUUAAAAGAGUCAGGAAAAACCGAAAUUGCCUAUCGACUAAUGAAUAAGAAACGAGAGGAAUUUUUAUCGACAAAAGGAUGUCGCACGUUUUCAACAAAAAUAGACAAGCGAUUAAUUAAAUUUACAGAACUUGGUGGUGAAGAGUUUUACGACAUAUGGAAGUAUUAUUUUCUUGAUGUUAUGGGAAUUAUAUACAUCAUCGAUUCCUCUGAUCCAUACAGUUUGGAGCGUUCGAAAGAAAUAUUUGGAGCAAUCAUGUCCAAUGAUUUAUUAACAGGCAAGCCGACAUUGAUUUUUGCAAAUAAACAGGAUCAACCAGGUGCACUAGAUUCACUUGAUAUCUGUGACUACUUUGAGAUUGAAUAUCUUGCGAAUCUCUUUCGUACGCCAUGCUAUGUUGAGGGCAGUGGACAAUAUGAGGAAACUUAUGAUUCACAAGUUGCCAGAAAUGCCUUAAAUUGGCUAUUGAAGACCAUAAAUAAAAAUUACAAAAGUAUACAAAAUAAAAUUCGAUUCUUGCGUGUCGUCACCCAAAAUGAGUCUUUAAGCAGCAAUGAAGAAAUACCACGAAAAUCACGACGUCCAGCAACUGGCAAGCGAAAGAAAAAGCUUCGAUUUUCUCAAAAUAGACCAAAAACCGCACCGAAUGCUAAAGUAAGUUUUUCUAAGGACAACAAUUUUUUAACGUCAUCAAAUUUGGCAUCGUCACUACGUCCAAAGAAGAGCAAUCAAGUUUCUCCGCUUAUUGGAGAAACAUUUUCGUACAUAAAUUAUGACGGUGCGUGCGAACGACAAAUUCGCCAAGGAUUAAAAGGUGGCUUAAUCAAUGGUAUUAUUACGAUAUCGGAAAUGACGGAAUUGCGACGUAAAAUCACUCGAUUUUCUAACAUCACUGGUGCUGAUUUAGAGAAUCCUCGUUUAUAUCAUCCUUGUGGAUUAACGAUUCUUAUUGUUGGAGCAAUUUCAAUUGUAACAAUACAAAUUAACGGUAUUUAUACAGCAUGGCCGAACAUACUAAAGAUUUGUCAGACUUUAUUCUUUGUUCCAUUGACUCUCCAAGUUUUUUCGAGAUCUGUUAAUCGGUUUGGAUUAAAUGAUGAAGCUAUUAAUCUUGAACUGCAAAGGAGACUCGAAAAAUUUUGUAAGAGCCAUGAAGCAAACUUGAUACAUCGGAUAAUUUUGAUGAAAAAGCUAGACAUUUACUCGGAUAUUUUUAAUAUUUUUUUAUUGGGAUAUUUUGUUCUUGUUCAUUCGCCAUUUGUUGGCAUGAUUGCAUCUGCUGUUACCACAGGAUCAUAUCAACUUAUAGUACCACUCUACAUACCAUUAAUUGAUCCUAAUAAGCUAUUUGGAUUCAUAAUUAAUGCGAUUGUUCAGCUCAUAUUUCAAGAAAUCACUUUUCUAUCUCUUCUUGCUUUGGAUUUCCAGUUAACUUUUUAUAGCUUUCAAAUAUCUUUAAUGUUUGACAUCCUUACAUGGAAGUUUAAGGAUUUUGGUCACAGCUUGGCUAUCAAGCACUUAUAUUCACAAAAAAUUUUUAAAACAUUCAUAAAGAAGCAAAUCAUAAAGAAGAAGUCACUUCUAAUCCAAAAUGAUAGGCACAACUUAAUUCAGUUGAUUAAAGAAUAUUACAAGAUUACAGACUUCACAUCUUUGCUGUUUAAGGAGAUGAAGAUUCCUGUAUUUACUACAAUAACAUCUGGAGGACUCGCUUUAUGUCUUUCCACAUUAUCGAUGCUUUCGUACUCAAAAGUUAUUGGAGCUAUUGCAUUUUUCUUCUAUUUAACGCAAAUUGCAAAUUCUUGCAUUCUCGUAACUUUUGUCAUUCAUCAAUAUGAAAAGUUUUUGGAUGAAAUUUAUGGAUUUCCAUGGUAUUUGCUGUCAAAGUCUGAACAGAAAAUAUUUUUACAAUUCGUACAAAGUUGUCAAAAUUAUGAGGAUUUUGAGUUAACGAUGAUUGGAAAGAUUGACAUGGAAUUAUUCACGACAGUUGUCAACACUGGCUAUUCAUAUUUUAUGUUUAUUUGGAACUUUGUGGAAAUUAGUAACAACUAUUUUUAA